Molecule: messenger RNA, 750 nt
Organism: Enterobius vermicularis (human pinworm)
Lineage: Eukaryota; Metazoa; Nematoda; Chromadorea; Rhabditida; Oxyuridae
Source: the annotation of a GenBank genome assembly
AUGUUGCUUAAUGCAGAGAAGUUGGGAUCUGGUUAUUUAAAUUGGGAGGAAGAAUUGAUUUUUAUUGACCGUAAUUUAGUCCAGCAGCUGGAAGCGCUGGUGGCAAAGAUUGGUGGUUCCGAUGGUGCAGAGUCUCUUCGAGAGCAGAUUGCUGACCUGACAUCAACGUCCAAUCAUCUAAGCAAAGACACUAAUGGUUUGAUGAAAAAACUUGUUCAGUUGUCUAAUGAAGAUCGGUCGGUUCCUGUGUUGAAAGUUCAAAGAGAACGAUACAUGGGAGAACUUAUAGCUAUUCUCAACAGGUUGCAGGCAGCUCAACGGGCAGCAGCUGCCAAAGAACGAGAAUCGAUGGAUGCGGUUGUUAUAAGUGAUAAGGAAGUUAGUCAGCAGAUUGAAGCAGUUGAUGACUUUCAAUUUCAUCAGAAGCAGCAACUACAAAUACAGCACCAAGCUCAUCUUAAUGAGCUUAGAGAAAGAAAUGAAACGAUGAGGCAGUUAAAUCAAGAUAUUGGGGAUGUUACUAUGAUUAUGAAAGACUUAGCGAGAAUAGUACAUGAUCAGGGUGAUAUUGUCGAUAGCAUUGAAGCAAAUGUGGAAAGUGCAUCAAUUCAAGUUGAGCAGGGAGCAGCGGACGUGAGGAGAGCGCUCGUUUACCAGAGAGACGCUCGCCAGAAAAAAUUUUUUAUAGUGAUUUUUCUUUUAGUUCUUUUUGCGAUCAUCGUUUUGGCGAUUUACUUGUUCCGACUUUAA